AUGCAACAAAAUUAUGGUUUUAAAAUCGAAUGGUUUAUAACAAAUGAACGUUAUGGUAAUAAACAAACAAAUGGUUCUUGGUCCGGAUUAAUCGGAAUGAUUGUUAAUAAUAAAAUUGAUAUGGCAAUUGGUGGUAUAAGUCAAACAAAAAAUCGUAUCGAUGUAGUGGAUUUUCUUGAAUCACAUGAUCAAGAUCGUCUUACAUUUGCAAUUACCGAUCUGGAUAAUCGAUUAGGAUUACAUCAAACAUAUAAUUUUGAUUUAUUAUGGAAACCAUUUAUGUUUGAAGUUUGGAUGAUAUUAUUAUCAAUGUUCGUU
This is a messenger RNA of Dermatophagoides pteronyssinus (European house dust mite), 318 nucleotides long. Its product is annotated as glutamate receptor 2-like. Lineage: Eukaryota; Metazoa; Arthropoda; Arachnida; Sarcoptiformes; Pyroglyphidae. The record is from RefSeq and is a predicted model, not a curated record.